Molecule: messenger RNA, 1566 nt
Organism: Nerophis ophidion (straightnose pipefish)
Lineage: Eukaryota; Metazoa; Chordata; Actinopteri; Syngnathiformes; Syngnathidae
Gene: zcchc17
Product: zinc finger, CCHC domain containing 17
Exons: 7
Coding region: 145-903 (252 amino acids)
Biological process (GO): RNA stabilization
Molecular function (GO): RNA binding; zinc ion binding
Source: RefSeq, a predicted model, not a curated record
UCUCGCGUCGCAACAGCCAAUGCUGCGUCUACUUACAAGAUGUCUAUGUGGUGAUUGGUUAGAAGGCCCGUGACGACACUGCUUUGAACCGGAAGUGGAAGCCAAGCUAGCAGUUGCUAAUGGCUAACAGACAUUGAGGAGAAUAUGUCAGACAGCGAUGGAGCAGCACAGGAGCCAGCUGGCCUGGAGGGUCUGCCGCCGCUUUAUAGCAUCUCCAAGGGAGAAGUGGUCUCCGUGCAGACUUAUGGAGCUUUUGUCCGCCUGCCGGGAUACAAGAAGGAAGGUUUGGUCCACGUGAGUGAAAUGUCCGCCACCCGUGUGGAGAGCGCUUCGGAGAUUGUGGAUGUGGGAGAAAAGGUGUGGAUCAAAGUGAUCGGCAGAGAGGUCCAAGGAGACAAGAUCAAGCUGGCCUUCUCCAUGAAAGCUGUCAAUCAGGGCACGGGGCGGGACUUGGACCCCAACCACGUCAUGGCAGAGCAGGACGCCAGGCGGCGAAGGCAGUUCCGAGAUAACACGGGCAACAGGAUCACGCUGGAGGCCGUCCUGAACACCACCUGCACCAAGUGCGGCUGCAAAGGUCACUUCACAAAGGACUGCUACUCCGCACCGGGACUGCAAUACUCCCUGGUGCCAGAUGAGGUCGAUGGUGAGCCACAGCAGCAGCAGCAGCUGCAGGUGACCUCAGAUGCACCCAAAAAGGACAAAGACAAGAAGAAGAAAAAGAAGGAGAAGAAGAUGAAGAAGAAGAGGAAGAGGGAGCGGAAGGAGACAGAGAGCGACGACAGCAGCGGCGGCGGCGGCGAAUGCAAACCCAAGCGACGAUGCCGCGAGCAAACCCACGAGCGUGAGGAGAAGCAGCAGAAGAAGAAACACAAGAAGCACAAGUCUCACAAACACAGCUGAGAGGUCAGGACUGUUUGGUUUUUUUUGGGUUGUAUUUUUUUAAUUCGUGUGUGCAUCAACUUGAGAUCUUUUGCUUCCCCAAAAAAACAACACACAUCCUUUUAUUUUAUGUCCUGAUGUAACCUUUCAGUUCACAUGCACCUAAACGAUAUAUGGCCUAUUUAGUUUUAACAGGUCUUCACUCCGCUUUCUGAAGCAUCAACGACAGGAAGUGGUAAAGACACUAAAGGUGUAGGAACCUGAGAGCCCGAGGCGACUAGUUGGCCCUCACACUACCUCCGUGUUAACUUUUACCACCUUUAGAAGUCGAUAUUCGCAAACACUUUUGAGGUCAACAAGUACAAAAAGUCUCGUUUUGGCCUUUGAUGCUUUCCAGAUGUUGGCCAACUCACAAAAGGUGAUUCUCUGGCUCUUUUUUUUAUCCCCAGUGGGGUGGAGAAAAUAACAUUUUUCAACAGAUUUAGCAAUAAUUCAUCUCAACGACACAGGAGGAAUUUAUCGGUUUGCGACCAUAGCUAGUUAGCAUGUGUGUUUAUUUGGAAGUUGUGUCAUGGAGCCAACAUUUGCAUGAUUUCAGCUCUUUUACGUGCACGUGUUUUUCCUCAUUAUAACAUGAACAUGUACAAUAUAUCCUUCACAAUAAAAUGACUUCCCUCCAAGCCA